Messenger RNA from Rosa chinensis, 2076 nucleotides. RefSeq names its product asparagine synthetase [glutamine-hydrolyzing] 2. Gene Ontology annotation, cellular component: cytosol. The record is from RefSeq and is a predicted model, not a curated record. Gene Ontology annotation, molecular function: asparagine synthase (glutamine-hydrolyzing) activity. NCBI's taxonomy places the organism in Eukaryota, Viridiplantae, Streptophyta, Magnoliopsida, Rosales, Rosaceae.
GUAGGAUCAGACCAAAAAAAAAAAAAAACUCAAAAUGUAGGAGUAAAAGGUAAUACACACCGACACUAAAGAAACCUCACCAACAAUAAAUCAUGGCGCAUUCUUUUAAGCAGUACUUAAGACCAUUGCCAAAAUCAAAUUAGAAGCAACCUUUGAAGAAUUGAACUUCAGGCCGGAAGAGAGGGUAGUCUUUCAAAUGGGAAAGACUGGGCGUUCGAGAGAGACAACUCUCAGGCCAAGCGGUCUCGCAUUAUCAAACUCUCGCGCCGGUUGAGGCAUCGCGGUCCUGAUUAGAGCGGGUUGUAUUGCCAUGGGGAUCGUUACCUUGCUCAUCAGCGAGGACAAGACCGUCAUUGUCACGUACGAGGAACAUGAGGAAGAAUUUGUUGACAUGCUGGACGGGAUAUUCCUUGUCCUCCUUGAUACGAGAGACAACACUUUCAUUGCGGCUCGAGAUGCUAUUGGCAUAACCCCACUGUACAUGGGUUGGGGUCUUGAUGGAGGGCUGAGAAGGUGGUACAAUCCACAAUGGUUUUUGGAGAAGAUACCAUCGACUCCUUAUGAUCCCAUUGUUUUACUCCAGGCUUUUGAGAACCCUGUGUUAAAGAGACUUAUGACAGAUGUACCAUUCAGUGUUCUUUUGUCUGGAGGAUUGGACUCAUCACUCGUUGCUGCUGUGGCUUGUCGCUACUUGGCUAAAUCAGAAGCUGCACGUCAGUGGGGGUCACAAUUACAUACCUUUUGUGUUGGCUUGGAGGGUUAUCCAGAUUUGAAAGCAGCAAGAGAAGUUGCAGAUUAUCUUGGGACUCAUCAUCACGAGUUUCACUUUACUGUUCAGGAAGGCAUAGAUGCACUUGAAGAAGUUAUCUACCAUAUUGAGACAUAUGAUGUGACCACUGUCAGAGCCAGCACUCCAAUGUUUCUUAUGUCUCGUAAAAUUAAAUCUCUGGGAGUAAAAAUGGUCCUUUCUGGUGAAGGUUCGGAUGAAAUCUUUGGUGGCUACUUGAAUUUCCACAAGGCCCCAAACAAGGAGGAGUUUCACCAAGAAACAUGCCAGAGGAUUAAAGGUCUUCAUCUGUAUGACUGUCUGAGGGCCAGCAAAUCAACAUCAGCUUGGGGUGUUGAGGCUCGUGCACCGUUUCUUGACAAAGAAUAUAUCGAUGCUAUGGACAUUGAUCCAGAAUGGAAAAUGAUCAGGCCUGAUCUUGGAAGAAUUGAGAAGUGGGUCUUACACAAAGCCUUUGAUGAUGAUCAGAAGCCAUAUUUGCCAAAGCACAUCUUGUACAGGCAGAAGGAGCAUGGUGUCGGUUACAGCUGGAUUGACGGGUUGAAAGAUCAUGCAAACAAACAAGUAACAGAUUCAAUGCUGAUGAACGCAAGCUUUGUCUACCCUGAAAACACUCCAACUACAAAAGAAGGAUACUACUAUAGGACUAUCUUUGAGAAUAUUUUCCAAAGAAUGCUGCGAGAUCGACAGUUCAUGGUGGUCCAAGUGUGGCAAGCAGCACAGCAAAAGCUGUGGAGUGGGAUGCAGAAUGGUCCAAGAACCCCGAUUCAUCUGGUCGUGCUGCACUUGGUUGGUAUACAUGCAGCUGCGUAUGAGGAAUCCAAAGAUGUAAAGACUGGAAGUCUUGUGGGUGACUCUCCACAGAAACUUGUAAAAGGGGUUGCAGAGAAAGUGGCUGCAGUAGUUUGAGUGGGAUGAAAAAGGUAGUGAAUGUUAUAAAUGCUUUUCUUCUGUCGAAAUUAUGUUGACCAUGUUCUUUUGGAUCAAUGAAACAAUGUCAGAUGAGAUAUACUGUUGGAUUGAUAUUUAUUCUGAUUCUAUAGCAGAUGAGACCAGAAGGCCCUGUAGGGAAUCCGUCACGACUAUUAGUAGUUUAUAUAACUAGGAAGGCCUUGCUAUUGUCUCUUAGGUGAGACCAGACUAGUUGAUGCUUAUAUUUUCAAUCUGUAAUUUUCUUUGACGACGACAGGAUUAUGCUAUCGGUUCGACAUGUAUGCAAUUUAGAUAGGUUUCUACUUUUAUGUUGUUUCUUCGAUCCUUCAUCUAUAGAAUGCAGUCUCGAUUUUCCA